ACGCUUUUCUGUUGAAACUUGCGCAGGCGACAGCGGAGUAGGUCGUGAGUAGGUCGUACCCUCUCGCAGAGCGAGGCUUCCGCGCUUGCCAGGACGAGGAGCGAGAGACGAAGCGGGAGCUGUUGCGUCAGUUUGCAUUUCCCUGCAGGAAAGCGACAUAACGUUCCGAUUUUGCCGAGUCUUUUUCUCAAGAAACGAGUCGGCGCCGAGACGGCACCCCGUUUUUGGGUGGCGCUGCUGGGGCGUGACUCUUGGAACACCACCGCGUGAAUCUCCUCACGUUUUCAGCCGUUUGUCUGGACCUGCACACUUCCUUUGCCUUCACAAAACGAGGCCCUUUUUUCGCUCCUCCUCGCAUACGAGCACACAAGUAUGCAUAUGUAGCAACCUGUGGUCUGUGGUUUAUGUGGCGGUACAUCCGCUGCACUCCGUGGCUACUCCCCACCGUGGACGCACUGCAGAGAGAAAACCGUUUUCGGUGUUUUUCGUCCCCUCUUUUGAUUCUGGCGAAGUCUUUCUGCUUUCUCAAACACAUCGCGUUCCGCUCGCUUGCGCCUUGCGUCUGCUCUGCGACCCUUCCCGGUUUGCCCGGCGACUCGAAGUUAAGCUGGUGCAUGCUGUUCGGGAUCUAAACAACUGCAGAAAUUUGCUGUCGCGUGUCUCUGUUUCUCUGCUCGAAAAACGUCCUGCUUUCUUGUGAUCGUGGUCCAGUACCGAGUUUGGUACUUACAUCGCAUCUUCUGAAAACUUUCCUCCAGACGCCAGUACCGCCAGUACUACAUCCGCUCGUCGGCCCCACGAGGCGUGACUGGCUCUCUACUCGGUUUUCGUGGAUAAAUCCAUCUGAAACAGACGCAAAAAACAUCCGUCUGCGAGGCCCUCUCCAGAACAGGCAAACGAGGCUUUCGUCUUGCACUUGCGUCUUCGCUUUUCGACCCUUGGAAACGUCAACUCGUGAAACGGGGCUGAUCGCCAGCAUUCACGACUUGUAUCUGCCUGUAACGAGAACUGGCCUGCCUCUCACAGACACCCACUGAGAGCGACAAAAUGGGGAAACUUGUGGUCCCUUCGGAUAUUUCUUUGUUGGAGGAGAAACAGACUGUGGGUCGGCGUCGGCUGUCCGUGCUGGAGCGUCUGGGGCUGAUGACUAUGCCACCUAUGAUUCACUGGAACUACACAAAAAAUGACAAGCAUGACAUGCGCCAAGUUCUGCAACGGCAGUACGAUCUGAGCUGUUCAGACCCCGCAACGGAUAUCGUCGUGAGGCGUCAGGAAAGUAUUCGCAAGCGUGUCGUCGCACACAACGGCGUCUGGGCUGGCGUAGCUGUGAGCACUCUUGUCGGGCACUACUCGUUGCGUCGCUAUGACUACAAAACAAAGCUCAUUUUGCUUCCCUUCAUUGCCUACGGAGGCUCCUGGCUUGGUCGAUUCCUCGCGAACGGCUUGACUGGACGCUGGUCCGAGUGGGGUCGGGACCGCGCUUUGGGAGAGUUGCCGCCGAAAGCCUACUUUGAAAAGUAGAUGCGUGUGCAGGGAAUUGGUGGAGAGGACUGGCUGGAAGAUUGCUCUGAGGAGAGGCGGGGGUGACCCUUUUUCUAAAUGCGUUUAGAGACGGCGAAAAAUAUGUUUAGAAACGACGCGAGCCGCGGAAGUAAACGAGACUGCAACACACAAAACUGCCGGAACCCGACCAGGGAACAAACACAUGUUACGUUUUAGGGAACCAAGCGGAACAGGCUCUUUCUGCUUUUCACGCGGAACAGAGCUAUUGAAAGCGUUGCUGUGUAGGUCGGGGUGGUAGGGCGGUGCGCGGCGUAGCGUGAAAACACGAGGUGUACACCACUGAAGUGCCCAGGUGAGAAGGAACUUGAUAUUUUCUCUCUCGGGCGCAAACGGAUCUGUUUCAUCGGGGAGUUUCGGUUUUUUUGGAAAACGAAUUGUGGAUUAUGUGACCGGUUGUACCCGUGAAAACACACAUGCUGAAGCGCGAAACACUUUGUUCGUACAAAGAGUUAAAAAGGACGCUUCAACUGCGAGUGGAAGCGACCAUGCUAGAUGAGGGCUGGAGAAGUUGACCAGGUGCGUGUGGGUCGCAGAAGGUAGACAUGGCGGAGCAGGCGAAGUCGAAUGCGCAACAGCGAGCAGGGCGCGACCAAUGAGACCAUAAGCUUGUCAUAGAUUUUGAGCAGUGUUUUUUUGCGAACAGAAUCACUUUCCAUACACCGGUUCUUCCCGGAAAUCGCUUCCUUCUCGAAAACAAACUCUUCACGUGACACCUAGAUGCUUGAAAACAACGAAUAUACGUAUGAGUCACAUAAUCCAUUUUUGGUC
Messenger RNA from Toxoplasma gondii ME49, 2331 nucleotides. Its product is annotated as integral membrane protein, DUF56 family protein, putative. The record is from RefSeq and is a predicted model, not a curated record. The transcript has 3 exons. The coding region runs from base 1048 to 1521 and encodes 157 amino acids. Lineage: Eukaryota; Apicomplexa; Conoidasida; Eucoccidiorida; Sarcocystidae.